Syngnathus acus (greater pipefish) is the source of this 2729-nucleotide messenger RNA. RefSeq names its product syntaxin 3A (gene stx3b). NCBI's taxonomy places the organism in Eukaryota, Metazoa, Chordata, Actinopteri, Syngnathiformes, Syngnathidae. The transcript has 10 exons. Gene Ontology annotation, biological process: intracellular protein transport; synaptic vesicle fusion to presynaptic active zone membrane; exocytic insertion of neurotransmitter receptor to postsynaptic membrane. Bases 394 to 1422 code for a protein of 342 amino acids. Gene Ontology annotation, molecular function: SNARE binding; SNAP receptor activity. The record is from RefSeq and is a predicted model, not a curated record. Gene Ontology annotation, cellular component: plasma membrane; synaptic vesicle; endomembrane system.
UGCGCAUGCCCGGGUCUGAAAAGUGCGUUUUAGAAUGAUUACCGGCGGAGGCAAGCGGAGAGACAGAUUAUACGGCUCCACACAACUGUUGUUUUAAUCCCCUGAGCGAGGAGAUUUAGACAGGAGAAAACACUGGCUUCGAACCCAGCAGCCAUAUUGUAUGGGAAAACGAAGAGAGGACUCCGAUUCUCAGAAAAAAAGUACUCUGGUCCAACCACCCUAACAAGACUUUUGAGGAGUUUACAUUUCGCCUUCAAGGCCACUGGCGGUGGGUUUCAUGUCGGACAGCUAGCUUCGUCAGCUGUCUGAGUAGAAGUGAGACCAAGGCGAGCUUUCUCAAACUAUUUAGGUCCAAUUACUUGCUUUCGAGGCGUUUAUUGAACACGCUGAAAUAUGAAGGACCGAUUGGAACAACUGAGAGCGACAUGCAAUCAGGAUGACGAUGAAGUGGAGAUUGCAAUGGACAAUGCGGCCUUUAUGGACGACUUCUUCUCCCAGAUUGAGGACAUCAGGAACAGCAUCGACAAAAUUGACGAGAAUGUGGCUGAGGUCAAAAAGCUGUUCUCUGUUAUUCUCUCUGCUCCAACAUCAGAUCAAAAAACACAAGAUGACUUGGAGGCUAUCACCAACGACAUCAAGAAAAUGGCAAACAACGCUAGAAACAAACUCAAGACCAUCGAGAGGAAUCUGGAGUCAGAAGAACAGGAGAGGGUGUCAGCAGACGUGCGGAUACGUAAAUCACAGCAUGCAGUGUUGUCUAGGAAGUUUGUGGAGGUUAUGACUAAGUAUAAUGAAGCUCAGGUGGACUUCAGGGAGAGGAGUAAAGGACGUAUUCAGAGACAGUUGGAGAUCACCGGGAAGGCGACGACGGAUGAAGAACUUGAGGAGAUGUUGGAGAGCGGCAAUGCUGCGGUGUUUACUGCAGGGAUUGUUGACUCUGGGAUUUCCAAACAAGCUUUGAGUGAGAUAGAAGCCCGCCACAAAGACAUUGUUCGUCUGGAAAGUAGCAUCAAGGAGCUGCACGACAUGUUUGUAGACAUCGCCAUGCUGGUGGAGAGCCAGGGUGACAUAGUAGACAACAUAGAGCAGAAUGUUUCCAAGUCAGUGGACCACAUCAUGGUUGCUCAAGAGCAGACCAAAAAGGCUCUAAGGUACCAGAGUAAAGCACGCAAGGGGGGGAUGAUUGACAGGAUUGAGAGCAACAUGGACCAAUCGGUGGGCUUUGUGGAGCGAGCAGUUGCGGACACUAAGAAAGCUGCAAAAUUUCAGCAAGAGGCCCGCCGCGUGAGUUACCACCGUGAAAAUCAGUGGUUCUGUUUCCCAAAAGCAUGGAAAUCAUUUUUUGUCAAUUUCUUUUGUCCAACUGUGACAUGGCGAUACCCGAACCUUUUCUGUAGUCGAGCGAUAAUGAUGAUGAAAUGAAAGUGGCCAUGUGGUACAGCGUAACAAUAAGGCUUGAGUUGCCAAUGCGGUCAAGCAUUUAGGAAAGUAUUCAGAACACUGUGUUAUUUGAAUUGAGACAAAAUGAAUACUGUGAUGAUAAAACAUUCACCUCAGUGCAUCCCAGUGAGAUCGAAUGCAAGAGCUAAAUCAAAAAUGCUGCCUUAAAAAUGAUUAUAAUGUUAGAUUUUAAUUGAUUCUGUGAUAGACGCAUUCAGUUUUUGUUGCAGUGUAUAAUUCCAUUACAAUACUUUUAACUAUAGUUGUGAUGGGCGAAAGUAGGAGUGGUCAGGAUAAUCGAAACAAAAAGACUAACUCACUCAACUCAGAGCCGCAUGUCAAUUACAAUUUACUAGUAACAAUCAAAGUUUAUUUGCAUUUUUUGCCCCUCGUGGUAAUGGAUCCUUAAUUAUAUGCAUUGCUUUGUAGUAUAAACUAAAUGCAGUCAUGACUGCUAUUCGCGAGGGAUAGAGAACUGGCUGGUCCGGUAAUAGUGAAGAUAUGCAUAAAAUUCAUGACCAUUGAAAUUCAUCAGGGGAAUUGUACUAAACAAAUAACCCGCACCAAAUUCCCACAGUCAAAUUGCAUAUGCUAAUCCGCGAGUGCCGAACUGCGAGUACACGUCAGUCCAUUUUAUAUCUGUUCAUAAGUGUCCCCUACGAAAACAUCCAGUCAGUACAAGAAAAGUGCAAAUAAGAUAAAUUCCUGUAAAGCAUGCUUUUGGGAAAUUGGUACCCAACCCCGGAGCCUCAGUGUAAUCCUGUCUCUUCCUUUGUGAUCCCGCACCCCCCCCAACUACAGCAAAACCAAACCACACUUAUCAACAACACAUGCAUACACAAACAUACUGUUUUCUACACUUUUGGUUCUUUCGCUCUUUGUUUGUGAGCUUGUGUGUUUCAAAAGUUUCUUUUGAACAGUCAAGGUAAGGCAGCAUUGGUGAGAAAAUGAGUUCAUUGCUUCAGUGAAAAUUUGUAAUUUGAAUGGUGACUUGGAUGACGAGUGAAAUGUAUUUGAUGUCUCUUACAAGCUCUGAUGGGUCUGUGUAGUUCUGUAAGAAAGCCGAGUGACAAACUCGGUUAAUCUUAUGGAACUGAUCCACUUCCUUCUGUUGACUCUAUUUUAUGAGCACACCAAUUAUUGUUGAUGCUUGCGUUUGUGUCAAAUCAUUAAUGCUGUAUUUUAUGAGCACACAACUAUCGUUGAUGCUUUGCGUUUGUGUCGAAUCAUUAAUGCUGUAUUUCCUCCAAUUGCAACAAAAGAAAUUAUUUGGAAAAGUUUUCAUUCAA